Messenger RNA from Ipomoea triloba (trilobed morning glory), 4198 nucleotides. Its product is annotated as MDIS1-interacting receptor like kinase 2-like. Bases 929 to 3961 code for a protein of 1010 amino acids. The transcript is spliced from 4 exons. Gene Ontology annotation, biological process: protein phosphorylation. NCBI's taxonomy places the organism in Eukaryota, Viridiplantae, Streptophyta, Magnoliopsida, Solanales, Convolvulaceae. Gene Ontology annotation, molecular function: protein kinase activity; protein binding; ATP binding. The record is from RefSeq and is a predicted model, not a curated record.
UACAUAAUUAGACGUACCAUGUACUCUUUUUCCCUCGGCUAGGUUUUUCCCACAGGGUUUUUCUAGCGAGGUUUUUAAUGAGGCAUGUGUAUGAUAAGAUGAUGGCCAAUGAAAAUGCUGUUAAUCAAUAUGGCAUCAUCUCAAAAAUCUUUAGAAACAAGGAGGAGCACACGAACUUGAUCUUCAAUGAUGUCUUGAUCAGGGGGAGCACAUAUUGUACUCUUUUUCCCUUAUCCAAAAUUUUUCCCCAAUGGGUUUUUCUUUGGUAAGGUUUUUAACGAGGCAAUAUAGUGUUCAUCCUUUGGACAUCCAAGGGGGAGUGUUAUGAAACAAAACAAAAUGGUGGAUGUCCAAGCUAUGAUUCGAACCUUGGACCUCUUGCUUAAAACUCAAGGCUUAAUCCACUUUGCUACUACUACCAUUGAUGAUUAAAGGGAGAACAUUUAAUACCUAAAUGUUUCCUGGAAAGCUAGAUGAAGCUAGUCCCAGAUGAAGACAAAAGCUAUGGUUUAGGGGGAAUCGAUCCCGUGACCAUAGGGCGGCAAGAGACUCUAGGCUUUUGACAAAGCCAGCAGAGCUAAGCAACACAUGUGAAUCAUUCCUGUACACCUUAUAUUUAUUUAUUCAUUUCGGGGUAUUAUAAAUACCCCCCCUUCACUCCCUGUAAACAAGAUCAGAGAAAAUCAUCAAUGCAGUGCUUCAUCCUCCAUUCCAAAUUUCUGUUCUUCAUUUUCAUUUCUUCAUAUUAUCAUAGUUAUAAUAAUUAUUUUACAACAUAAUGCAAAUUGAAUACCAACUUGAUACGACUUCGAGGCUGUAUCGAAAUAUUAUUUAGACUAAUAAAUCCCAGAAUCUAUAUAUACCUUGGCCUCCUUGUUCCUUUUGCAUUCACUCAGUAAACACAUACACUUUCUCCUCGUGUGUCACAAUGAGAAAGCCUGCAUUUAAACUAUUAUUGUUGCUUACUAUUAAACACCUCCUAUCCCUUCAUCUUUCUUCUUCUUCUUCCCCUAUUCCCAAUACCACAAACACAAAUCCAUUUUUGCCUGCAAAUAAUUUGCAAGUAGGAAAUGAAGUAGGUGCUCUUUUAACUUGGAAAUCCAGUCUUGAUGGCAAAAGCCAAAAAGUACUUUCAUCAUGGGUUGGUAGCAAUUCAUGCAAAUGGAUUGGAGUUACUUGUAAUAGAGAUGGGAGUGUUAUAAGUUUGAAUCUUUCUGGUUACGGGUUAAAAGGUACUCUUCAAGAUUUGAAUUUUUCGUCCUUGUUCCAUUUACAAAUUAUUGAUCUUUCUAAAAAUUCUCUCAAUGGUAACAUUUCUUUUAUUAAAGAUGUGCUCCACUUUCAAAGUUUAACAAUUAUGCGUCUCUAUAGAAAUUGGUUUUCUGGUCCAAUUCCUCAUGAGAUUGGAUAUUUGAAUUCACUAGUAGAUUUGGAAUUGGACUCGAACAACCUCAUGGGUGAAAUUCCUAUUUCUAUAGUGAACUUGCGAAAUUUAACGAUUCUACAACUCCACACGAAUCAACUUUCUGGUCACAUUCCUCAAGAAAUUGGGUUAUUGACGUCCCUUAUUAGUUUGGAAUUGGACUCAAAUAAUAUCAUUGGUCAAAUCCCUACUUCAAUUGGAAAUUUGAAAAAUUUAAGGACACUAUAUCUCUAUAAAAAUGGACUCUCUGGUAGCAUUCCUGCUACCAUUGGAAAUUUGUCGAAUUUGAGGUGGUUGUCCAUAUUUUCUAAUAACUUCACUGGUCAAAUUCCAAUCUCUUUAGGAGGCCUGACAAAUUUAGAAUUCAUUUCGCUUGAUGAUAAUAAACUUUUUGGUCAUAUUCCCGAGGAAAUUGGAUUGUUAUCCUCUCUUGUUGAAUUAUAUGUGUCCUCAAAUUUUUUGUUUGGUCAAAUACCUAGUUCAAUUAGAAACUUAACAAAAUUGAAUAAAUUUAGUCUAUUUUUCAAUCAACUUAGUGGUCACCUUCCAGUAGAACUAAAUAAUGUUAGUGCAAAACUCGUUGUUUUUCAAAUAGGUGGUAAUCAUUUCUCAGGUCAUUUGCCAGAGAAUUUAUGCUUUGGCAAGUCACUAACCUAUUUCUCAGCUGUGUACAAUAACUUUAGUGGAAACAUUCCCAUGGGCAUAAAAAACUGCACAACCCUUCAAAGAGUUAGGCUUGAAUAUAACAAACUCUCCGGAGACAUAUCUGAAGAUUUUGGAAUUUAUCCCAACCUAACUUACAUUGAUUUGAGUUCCAAUAACUUCCAUGGCCAGCUAUCUUCAAACUGGGGUCUUUGUUCAAAGCUAGAAGCUUUAAAGAUUUCCAAAAAUAGAAUUUCUGGGAAAAUCCCACCUGAACUUGCAAAUGCAUCCCAUCUAGAAUUUCUUGAUCUCUCCUCCAAUCAACUUGUUGGGAACAUUCCAAAGAGUUUUAGUACUCUACAUUCCUUGGGUGUUUUAAAGUUGGAUGGCAACAAACUGUCUGGCAACAUUACAUUAGGAAUUUGGGAAUUGUCUUUGCUCACAGAAUUGGACUUGGCUGCAAAUAGGUUCAUUGGUUUCAUUCCAGAGGGCUUAAGAAGUUGUCAAAAGUUAACUUUCUUGAAUUUCAGUCAAAAUAUGUUUGAGGGUAGGAUUCCUUAUGAUAUAGGAAGCUUGCAGUUCCUUCAAACUCUUGAUAUCAGUCAAAACAUGCUAACUGGCAAGCUACCACAACAGUUUGGAGGAUUAAUAUCCUUACAAAGCCUGAAUGUUUCACACAAUAAGUUGUCAGGCUCCAUCCCAUCAAGCAUGGCUCAAUGCUUAGGUUUGGUUUCCAUUGAUUUAUCCUAUAAUGAGUUGGAAGGAAUGCUCCCAAACAACAAAGCAUUUGAAAAUGCUACAUUUGAAUCCUUAAGAAACAACAAAGGUUUGUGUGGCAACAUUGCUGGUUUGAAGCCAUGCUCUUCUGGAUCUCCUGAAGAGAAGACAGAUCAAGGUCACAAAACAAAAACUUUGGUCUUAAUAAUAGUGAUACCGAUUGGAGUUAUUGGUGUUGUUGGGAUGGUUGUUGUCAUAUGGUUGAUUCCACUAAGAAGGUGCAUCAAAGAAAUGCCUAGGGCAUCCAGAGAAAAUUUGUUCGCAAUAUUGAAGUUUGAUGGGAAUAUUGCAUAUGAAAGCAUAGUAGAAGCAACAGACAACUUUGAUUCAAGAUAUUGCAUUGGAGUGGGAGGAUCUGGAAGUUUAUUUCGAGCUGAGUUAUCCAAUGGUGAGGUUUUUGCUGUAAAAAAGUUAAAUGAAUCUAUACAAGGAGAUGAGUCUCGAGACUUCAAAAGUUUUUCAAAUGAGAUUCGUACUUUAAGUGAGGUGAGGCAUCGAAAUAUUGUUAGACUGUAUGGUUUUUGCUCUCAUGUGCGACAUUCGUUUCUAGUUUAUGAGUACUUAGAAGGUGGAAGCCUAGUGCAAGUAUUGAGCCAUGAUGAAAAAUCAAUGGAAUUGGAUUGGAUUAAGAGGGUGAAUGUUGCUAAAGCUGUCGCGAAAGCAUUAUCAUACAUGCACCACGCUAGACUCUUGAAUUCUAAUUCAUCGAACUGGACUUCGUUUGCUGGAACAUUUGGCUACACUGCUCCAGAGUUUGCUUACACAAUGGAGGUAAAUGAAAAGUGUGAUGUGUUCAGUUUAGUAGUAGCUUUUGAAGUGAUUAUGGGACGACAUCCCGGUGACCUUGUUGCAUCCAUUUCAUCAUCUUCGUUGUUUGAAAACCAAAACCUUGUUUUGAAAGAGGUGUUGGACCCUCGACCAUCAAGUCCUGGGAAACAUGAAGCGGAAGAAUUGGUGUUGAUUGCAAAGAUAGCAUUUUCAUGUCUGAAUUUCAAUCCAGGAUCUCGGCCAACCAUGUUCCAAGUUUCUGCAUUGCUGUCCAAGAAAAUGCAGCCUUCAGACUUGUUCCCUUAUAUCACACUUUGUCAAUUGUUUGGUCUUGAAUUUCCCACUCCCUGAGUACAACAUUAAUCUUAAUUUGCAUACUAUGUCUGUGUGUAUAUAAUAUAUAAAAUCAAGAAAAUUGCUAAGCACUAUGAAAUGGAAAGAUGUUUUCUAUUUGUUCAUCAAAUUUAUUGAUGUUGAAUGUUCCAGUUGCAUAAGUUGUGUUCUACCCAAUUAACUCCAACGUUACAUUUCAUACAUUUAAUCUUUAGAGAUAGGAUUAUACAUUUUUGCACCUCUUUCAUACAAAAU